Messenger RNA from Zymoseptoria tritici IPO323, 1148 nucleotides. RefSeq lists its product as uncharacterized. The record is from RefSeq and is a predicted model, not a curated record. Bases 71 to 562 code for a protein of 163 amino acids. The transcript is spliced from 2 exons. NCBI's taxonomy places the organism in Eukaryota, Fungi, Ascomycota, Dothideomycetes, Mycosphaerellales, Mycosphaerellaceae.
CACUCGUUCUUGCCCUCUGGCACCGUCAUUUCUUUGAACCUCACUACAGUCAAUCUUUUCAACACUCAACAUGAGAUACUCCUUCGUCUCCGCGCUGCCCGCAGUCCUCAGUCUGCUAUCAUUCUCCACGGCAUACUCCCUUCCACCGCAACGUCCACAAGAAGUCCUAGCCGGUCAAAGCUACUCAUGCCCGGGCGCGCAGUCAGUCAGCCUAUGCUGUUCACGACAAGUCAAGACGAAUGGCGGAGUGGAUGACUGCGAGAAGAGCUUGCACUUUGUGAUCAGAGCCGCGGACGACCACAGCUACCUCACCAACUCGGUGCGAACAUGUAGUGGAGAUCAGGUCAGCCGAGGAUACGAUCGUCCGGUGUGUUGCAGGUCGCACUUUCAGCCAGCGCUCAUGGGUUCUGUCAAUCACGGCAUGAACUGCGCCGAAGGUUCCGUCGACGACAACAAUAUCGACUGGAAAUACAGUCUUCACCAGCCAGGGUCUACCAAGCAAUCGACCGAAGAUGUGCCAAACCUUCCUCUGCCAGUCGUGCCUUCCGGCAGGGGACUGUAAGCCGGCCCAGUCUAGACAUUGGCCGUCUGAGGAACGACAUACCGAACUGUGGGCAGACCAUCAGCACGCGACGAGUAGCGCAGGCUCACCGAUCUACACUGGUGGCGACAACGGACGUUAUCGAUGUGCUCAGGCCUACUUCCAAAUCGAGGCCUCGAGUCGCGUCCGUCAGGCGUCGAGCCAAUAUCGUCCGACUUCGACGACGAUUGCGCUCGCCCGCGGUAAUGGCUCGCAUACCCAGACCGAUAUGGGCUAAGGAGCCUGUGGCAACACGAAGUCGAUUCGAUCAGAAACUACUGUGGCUGGCCGGAGUAGGCAUCGGCGGGCUCGGAUGAAGCUCUUUCAAGGCCAUUGUCAUGAGCAUGUGUAUGGCCUGGUGGUCCGACAUUAGGAGCAGUGCGUGAUCGAAGGACCUGAUGAGGGUGAAAGCAUUGCAGCAAGUUGAGAGGUUGACAGCAUCAGCCCGACCGAAAGAGGACGGCGCCACUGGCCUGAAGUGAUCGAAGAAUUAUCAUGCCCAAUUCCUGCGAGUCUAGGUGUAGAACCUAAGAAGAUGCAACUGUAGCAUUGAACCAAUGUCUUAGCG